This is a messenger RNA of Polistes dominula (European paper wasp), 5359 nucleotides long. RefSeq names its product discoidin domain-containing receptor 2 (gene Ddr). The record is from RefSeq and is a predicted model, not a curated record. Gene Ontology annotation, cellular component: signaling receptor complex; plasma membrane. Gene Ontology annotation, molecular function: collagen binding; ATP binding; protein tyrosine kinase collagen receptor activity. NCBI's taxonomy places the organism in Eukaryota, Metazoa, Arthropoda, Insecta, Hymenoptera, Vespidae. Gene Ontology annotation, biological process: protein phosphorylation; cell surface receptor protein tyrosine kinase signaling pathway; positive regulation of kinase activity.
UUUUUUGUUAUAAAUUUUUAUCGUUAUCUUUAUGAAAUAAUAAUAAUAAUUAUAAUAAUAAUGACAGUGUGAGAUGUUCAAGUGAGACGAUCGUUUCUAUUAAGUGUCGGUGAUAAUACGGGACGUAUUCUGUUUCCUUUUUUUUUUUUAUUUUUAUUUUUUUUUCUCUGAAUAUAUUUAUUUCAUCUUGAGAAAGAGAAGAAAACAAAAUUAAGGAAGAAAAGGGAGGAUACAGUAAUCAGUGACACCUCGUUGGAAACUUUCUCAUCAUCUUUUCUGAUACUCUUGAAGAAAUAGUCCGCUUCAACUGGACCUACCAUCCUUUCACAAAUAACUUUGGAUUAUCUGUGAAUCCAUCGCGCUUAUCUACACCUAAACAACCCCUUCCUGAAAUUGAUGAUACUCGACGUACCAUCGUGGUCAAAAGCCUUCUUUAAGGAUAAUGUCGCUAUAAAAUUGGAUACGGUUGAAACGGGUUGGCUGUUGGUUGGUUAUUGGCGGACAAUUAACAGUUCGUCACAGUUACAAGUAUGCCAGGGACAUGUUCAAUGGCCGAACCGGUUCAGGAUCGGCAAUAGUCAGUGAUGAGGAACGUCUCGUUUGGAACGGUGCGUCCCAGGUCGUCGGUGACAUGUCGGUUUUUGCUCUAGUUUCGGAUUUAUCUUCGAAACAUCGAAGAUUACUACUCAUUGCCAUUUUUAUACUGUCAUCAAUACCGUGCCAUCGAUGCUUGGAUUUAGGACAAUGCACCAACGCUCUGGGCAUGGAGAGCGGUGAAAUCCCCAAUGAAGACAUCACGGCAAGCUCCAUGUAUGAUCCCAGUCUUGGGCCGAAGCAUGCUAGAUUACGACAAGACAAGGGUGGUGGCGCAUGGUGUCCUAAAAACAUGGUAACAAAGGAAGGAAAAGAAUAUCUCGAAGUUAAUCUUCAUAAUCCUCGUAUUCUUACUUCGGUAAAGACACAAGGUAGAUUUGGAAACGGUCACGGUGUCGAGUACACAGAGGAAUACUUCGUCGAGUAUUGGCGUCCUGGGUUCAACAAGUGGGUGCGAUGGAGAAAUCGACGUGGCACUGAGCUUUUAGCAGGUAACAACAAUCCUUACACGGAGAAAGAACAAAUCUUCGAUCCCGCAAUUGUAGCUACGAAAAUUCGUUUCAUACCCUACACUUCGCAUAUGCGCAUGGUGUGUAUGCGCGUCGAGCUUUACGGCUGUCCAUGGAUCGAGGGUCUUGUCUCGUAUUCAAUGCCACAAGGAAUAAAAAGGGGCUCGGAGGUUGACCUUUCUGAUAGAACUUACGACGGUAUCGAGGAAGGGGGUUACCUCUCCGGAGGACUUGGUCAACUUGUCGACGGCCAGAAAGGUCCUGACAACUUCAGAUUGGACAUCAGUGGUAACGGUAAAGGAUACGAAUGGGUUGGAUGGAAAAACGACACGCCAAACAUGUUGGGCAAACCGGUCGAGAUAACGUUUGAAUUCGAUUAUUCAAGAAACUUCACUGCCAUUCACCUGCAUAUGAACAAUUAUUUUACCAAAGACGUGCAGGUAUUCUCAUACGCUAAGGUAUAUCUCGGCGUCGGUGGAAACCAGUUUAACGGUGAACCUGUCCAUUUCUCUUACAUACCAGACCUGGUGUUGGAACAAGCUCGCGAAGUUACAAUAAAGCUUCACUCGCGUGCAGCUCGUUUUCUCAAGCUUCAACUAUAUUUCGCGGCAAGGUGGAUCAUGCUCAGCGAAGUAAUCUUUGAAUCAGUUAUCUCAGAAUGGAACAACACUGACGACGAGGAAGCCAAGAACAAAAGUUCCAUUGUACUGGCGACUGGCAGCCCCUAUCAGAAUAACGAGGGUCCGUUGCAAAGGGACGAAGUGAAGGCCACUUUUAAUAAGGAGGAAAACAACGAUAACGCCUUUCCAGAUAAAAAACAAGAGCCCGAGACUAAACAAUUUGUUGGAUUGGUCAUUGGAAUCUUGACAACGGUUAUCAUAAUGCUUUUAGCAGCCAUUAUGUUUAUAUUCUAUCGGAACCGUAGACUCAAAGCAGCACUAGCACCUUCAACUUUUUACGAUCAACAGGCCGAUCUAAAGGUUUCGGUACAGGAAGAGAGCGAGGACAAGGGACCAAUUUGCCCCCCUCUACCAGCCCAAUACCAUCCUUCUACCUAUAACACGACAACACAGCUUCACGAGACCAUCGCCAAUUAUACAGGUGUGAGCGAGGUGCAACCAGUGUUACUGAACACGCCGAUCGAACUUGCCAGGCCAAUCCCAACGGUUCAAGAAUAUCCAACCAAUAAUCCACCGCCUAUACCACCACCACCGGAAAAAUAUUAUGCCAGUACAGAGAUCUGUAAGAGUCCUUUACCACCUUUACCACCAUCACCGACACCAAGUACAACAGCAGCCAUGAGUGCAAAAGCGUCAAGUAGCCUGACGAGUUACAGUGCUGAGGACACACUUACCGAGGAAGAGGAUGAUACAGCUGAGUGCAUCCUGGACUUCCCACGGGAAAAGCUCAACAUCGUUGAGAAUCUCGGAUGUGGAUAUUUCGGUGACGUACAUCUUUGCGAGGUCGACAGGUUUCCUGGAUACGAUGACGUCUUCAGGAACACAGACAGCGAUCAAGUCGUCGUUAAAUCUUUGAAGCCAGGAUCCUCGAAUGCUCUUAAGAUAGAAUUUCAACAAGAAGCAAAAAGAUUGGCACGUCUCAACGAUCGGAACGUUGGUCGACUGCUCGGUGCCAGUCUUGAGAAUGAUCCUAUGUGUAUCGUAUUGGAAAAUGGUGCUUAUGGGGAUUUGAAUCAGUAUCUACAAAAUCACAUAGCCGAAACUUCAACCGUGCACACUGCCAAGACACUGAGUUUCGGCACGUUGGUUUACAUGGCCACGCAAAUAGCAUCUGGCAUGAAGUACUUGGAGGAAAUGGACUUCGUGCAUCGGGAUCUAGCCACAAGAAAUUGUUUGGUAUGUACAAAUUAUACCAUCAAGAUAUCAGACUUGGGUACUGGAAGGAACGCAUACGCGGCCGAUUAUUUCCGAAUCGAAGGCCGACCACCUUUACCCAUAAGAUGGAUGGCUUGGGAAUCCAUGUUGAUGGGAAGGCACACGUCGAAGAGCGACGUCUGGGCUUUCGCUGUCACGCUCUGGGAAAUUUUAACCUUUGCCAGGGAACAACCCUUUGAAGAACUUCCGGAUCAUCGCGUGGUCGAGAAUGCGACGUAUUUUUACCAAGAGGAUGACAGACGAAUGAUACUACCACUGCCUAAGAACUGUCCUAAGGAGAUCUACGAACUGAUGCGUGAGUGUUGGCAACGUAACGACGUAGAUCGUCCAAACUUCCGUGAAAUACAUCUCUUCCUGCAAAGAAAAAAUCUUGGUUACAAGCCGAACACCUCUAACGACACUUGAUAUCGAGAAUUGGAAGGCUGGAACCUGAUCCGGCUUUCUAUGAUCGGCGAAUUGAACGGAAAUUGGUGGAACUGUCCCUCAUCGACCAACUUAGAACAAAUCGGUCCGAGUUAGUAACCGAAUUAGAGAUAAAGAGAAACUUCAAAUAGAAUGGGGGAAAAAAAAAAACAGAAGAAUGAGAACCAAAAAAAAGAAAAACAGAAAAAAAAGCUAAAACAAAAAUAGUGAUUGGUGAAAAAAGGGAUGAAUGCUUUAGGUUUAACGAGCCGUGAAUCGGCACCCUUUUUUCCGAUAAAAACGGCCUUCUAAUUGCAAAAACUUAUAGGCUUUCACGGUCUAAGGGCUAAUAGCGUGAGGAGAAAACAAAAUAAAGAAAAACAAACAAACAAAGAAAAAGGAAAGGGAAAUAUAAGAGAGAAGGUAUUGGGGGAUGGGGGAUGGGGGGUGUUAAGGGGAGGAGGCAAACGUAAUGUCGUUACCUCUAGUCGUUUUCUUUCUUGAAUUAUUGCCAAUUGGAAGUCCCAAAUCCGUGAUAUCCCAACGAUCCUCUUCAUGAAACGUCGAAAGGAUGAGAUAGAAAAAAAUAAAAGAAAAAGAAGUCUCAUGAAAAAAGUUCAAGACUAGGGAAAAGAAUAUCGAGCGGAUAAGACUGCUUUCCAACCCCCCCACCCGCACCCACUCACAACACCUUUUCUUCUCGUUGGGGGGUUGAGAGAUGCGAACAGCUUUGGUGUUUUUGAUUUUCCUCUUUUUCCUUUAUUUUCUUCUUUUUUUUCAUUUCUCUCUCUCUCUCUCUCUCGCGUGUGUUUGCUCUCCUUUCCAGUUAGCCGUUCUUAUAAAACUAAAUUGAGAAAAUGCAUCUCAGAAGAGAGAGAGAGAGAGAGAGAGAGAGGGAGAGAGGAAAAACAAAAAAGAAAAAGUUGAACAUUUAGGGAAUUGCUUAUUGAGGUCAUAGCAGAGAGAUGCAAUAUACAAAAUUUGGACCGAACGGGGUAUUUUGGAAGGAAAAGGUACUGUGCAUCCGUUCUUGAAUGUUUAUUUUUAAAACAUCGCUGAACAACAUUUCGCGUGCAUGCAAUUUUGUGCUUGUUAUCUUUUCUUUUUUUUUUGUUCUUGUUUUUCUUCUUCUUAUUUUUAAUUCAAUUACGUUUUUUUUUUUUUUAAAUCUUUUUUUCAUCACAUUCUUCCGUGCCAAUGCGCAUCAAAUUUAUAACUUACCUCUCAUUGAUUUGUCAUCGCACGAAACGUAAAAUAAAAGAAAUACCAACAAACAAAAAAUCAAGUAUAUGUAUAAUACGUAUACGUAACAAACUGGGCGUAACGUUUCUGCGUGCGUGUGGCAGUUCGAUCGGUAUUUUAUUUAUUCUUCUCUGGUAGAAGCACUAUAUAUAUAUAUAUAUAUAUAUCACAUGUAUCAUUUAUCAUAGUGAAACUUUCAGAUUUGGAGAAAUAUAAUAUUAUAUAGGAUGGAAUAACACGGUAAGCACAGAGUCGUAUACGCAUACAGUUAUACACAUACAGAUUCGGUAUACGUAUGCAUACAAAAUACAUAUGUAACAUAUGUACACAUAUGUAAGAGUAUAUCUCUACGGUAAGAUGGAUGGAUAACGAUUCUGAUCCAUAGUGUAUCCCCCCUCAUACAAAAUGAAAUCGGCGGUUUCCAGGUGCAAACGAUAGGUGGAUACACUCGCGUAUGUAUACACUGUUCGUCCCGAAAUUGAUACUGUCAGCAAAUAAGCUUACGACGACUGCCACCAACGCGAUUCUCGUGUCACGUUCGGAAUAUACGCGAAUCGGUCUACGAAAUCAGUAUAGCAUAUAUCUAUAAGGAUACAUAAGGAUUUUCUCACCAAACGAGUUAUAUCAACUACGAAUCGAUAGACAAUACUUUCUAACUUUUCAUAAUAAUAAACAUUGAAAUAAAUAAAUAUCUUUUUUUUUACGUUAAAUACUAUC